CUCACUUUAUAGCUCUACAAGUGCUUUGUCUUCCAGCUUAUCCGAUUUACGUGCGUUAAUAAUCCCUUAUUGGCAACCAAAAACUGAGUAUAUUUAUUCAAUGGCUGUACGGUGAGAAUGAAUGACUUUCUACAAGAGCAUAUUAAAUCUGUAUCUGGGACAGUUUUGGAGCUCAUUCAAGAAGGAUUAUUUUCAAAUGUAACCGUUGUCAUGAAUGAUCAUGAAUUCAAGUCUAACAGUCUACUCUUGGCUAGCUCUAGUGACUACUUUAGGGCAUUGUUCAGUUUUCAGCAAAAUUCAGUUGAAGAACCUCGUUUGGAAAUCAAAUGUGAUUACGUUUCACAUGUUGGUCUCAGCCAUGUCAUGCUAUUUAUUAAUUCGAUUGGUCAAGUUCAUGAUUCUAUUCCUACUGAAGAUUAUCAGGAUGUAUAUAUCGCAUCAAGCUUCCUACAAGUACACUGUCUUCGAAAAAUGAUGAGUCUUCGUCUAGAAGGGACUCUCUGUACAGAUAAUGUUCUUAAGAUUAUGAAUUUGGCACAUUGGUUCGAUGAUGAUGCGUUAUUUAAAAAAGCCAUAUUAUUCCUCUGGCACGAAUUCCAACUAAUCGAUUAUUUCUCAAGUGAUUUUGUGAAUUUAACUACCAAACAGAUCACAAAAAUAUUUCAAAGUGAUCAGAUCAAUAUAUCUCAGGAACGUGUUGUUUUGGAAGCAAUACUUGUAUGGCUUUGUCAUGAUGUUAAACGUCGAAUGGAGUUUUUCAAAAAUAACUUUCUUCAUCUUGUAAGAUUACCUUUGAUAACGAGAAAUGAAUUGAUGGAAAUAAUUAGUAAUCCAAAAUACUCCGCAGCUAAUGAUGCCUUACAGUUCUUAUUUUUGGCACAUAAUUCUUUAAAUCAACCAUCGUUUCUUAAUGAAUUAGAAAAAUUUUCAAUAUCAGAUAUUUGGAGUUAUCAAUUUUUACCGAAUUCACUUAUAGAUCCUAAACAAUAUAGACCAAGGGUUGGAACCAUAUAUCGUGUCUAUGGACUUGGAGGGGAAAGUGAUUUCAAUAACAACACUUCAGCAUCUUAUGAACUGCAAUCGAAUGAAUUUAUGGUUUAUAAUGAAGAUUUAAGUGUUGCUACUACAUAUACACCUCCGUAUGCUGCUUCAAGAGUACAUCAUGGUGUAGCUGCUUCUCUUAAUUGGAUAUAUGUAGUAGGUGGUGAAUCUGAAGAGGGUGAAUUAUUAAACCAUUGUUCACGUUUUAGUUUAACAGAUCUUGUUUGGCAUACAAUGAGUGAAUUGGACUCUCCUAGAUCACAUCAUACUUUAAUUUGUAUUGAAAAUUAUUUAUAUGUAUUUGGCGGUUAUUGCUUAAAUUGGGCGACAAAUUAUUCACCAGCUAGCGAUUCGAUUUUAACAUAUGAUAUCUGUACAAAUAAAUGGAAUAAUUCAAAUCAUAAAUUACCAUUUGGUUUGGUAGAUACAUGUGCAUUACUAUUGAAUCAUAAAGGUCUUAUUAUGUUUGCCGGUGGUCUUGAAGAAUAUGGUGAUGAAAUGCGUCCAUCUGAUUGUGCCCUUCUAUAUGAUCCCACAGAGGAAGAUGGAGAAAAUUUCAAGUUUCUACCAAAACUACCAAUGCCUCUGAUCAGUGUGGCAUUGGCUUGUGACACUGUAGAAAAUCAAGUAUUUUUGUGCGGCGGUCGAAUGAGUGUUUACGGCUCGGAACUUGAUGAUAUUUCAAAUAAAGUAUUCUGCUUUAAUUUUAGUACAAAUUGUUGGACUCAGGUCACUGUACUAGAUUUUCCACGUUACAAUGCUUUCUCAUUUGUACUGUACGAUAGAUUGUAUGUGAUUGGUGGUAUUACGAUUGAUGAAGUCAUUGAGAAUACACCGAGUUCAUUGUUAACUUCGUUAAUCAAUGUAGAUCAUGAGGAUUCUGUGAUGGUUAGACAAAUAACUACUACUGAUAAUGAUCAAAAUAUUUCUCCUAACUUGUUAGAACAAUUUUCUGUCGGAAAUUAUAUUCGUCCAAAUAUCUUACAAGCUCCAUUUAGACCAUGUCAUUUUUCUGAAGGUUGGCAGUUAAGAUCACCAUCUUCAACAUCAUCAAAUAACUUGCAUAGAACAUCAACUCAGUCACGCCCUAAACGUUUGAAAUUAUCACUUGCUAAAUAUGAAAAUCAUUUACCUGUUAUAUCAAGAUGUUAUGCAGCUUAUUGUAUAGCUCCAUAUUUAAAUUGUAUGAAGUAGCUGAAAUGAAAAAAAAACGUAUAUAUUACAGGGCUAUUUGACCACUAUGCCCAGCUAGUCGAUAUUUAUUUUAUAAACUUCAUUGAGCAAAAUAACUUUUUCCUCCUCCACCCCAUAUUAUUUUGUAAAACCAUGUUUAUUAUUAUGAUUAUCACUACCUCCUUGUCUUUCUUUAUUUUGUCUCUUUUCUUUUGUUUGUUUUUACUGUUAAUUUAUCUGUCCAAUAGUUGAUUUCUUAUUGUUGUUUAUGUAUUUAAACAACAUUUGCUUCAUAUUAUAUUAAAAUUAUUGU
This is a messenger RNA of Schistosoma haematobium, 2527 nucleotides long. RefSeq lists its product as uncharacterized. Bases 118 to 2235 code for a protein of 705 amino acids. Gene Ontology annotation, molecular function: protein binding. NCBI's taxonomy places the organism in Eukaryota, Metazoa, Platyhelminthes, Trematoda, Strigeidida, Schistosomatidae. The transcript is spliced from 7 exons. The record is from RefSeq and is a predicted model, not a curated record.